Phlebotomus argentipes is the source of this 684-nucleotide messenger RNA. Its product is annotated as serine protease inhibitor Kazal-type 1-like. The coding region runs from base 238 to 465 and encodes 75 amino acids. Lineage: Eukaryota; Metazoa; Arthropoda; Insecta; Diptera; Psychodidae. The transcript has 2 exons. Gene Ontology annotation, molecular function: protein binding. The record is from RefSeq and is a predicted model, not a curated record.
GAGCGUUCAGUGCUUGAUGGUGAGGCUCAAGUGUGAAAAAAACACCUUCUUAUUCUUGCACUGCAGAGGACAUCGCGCCGGAGUCGUGGGAAAAGUACUCGGUCAACAAUAUUGAAGCAUAGAAGUUGGUUCUGCGCGGGGUAUAAAAGGUGAGACUCUGAGCCAUCGGAGAACCACAUUGUGAGUGACGCCCAGAGAAAACUCCAGAGCGAGAAAGUGAAUUUCGCCAGCAAAACAAUGAAGAUCGCGUGGUUUAUUGCAUCUUUCGCACUCGUGUGCACUUUCUACAUCACUCAGGCGGAGGCCACCUGCCCCUGCCCUAGGAUCUACCUGCCCGUGUGCGGCACGGACGACAUCACGUACAGCAACAAGUGCGAAUUCGAUUGCGCCGCCAAGACGGCCAAAGGACGCAGCCUCAACCUCAGCAUCCGCUGGGAAGGACGCUGCGACCAGGAGUUGUGGUAAAUGAUUCACCCAGGGAGCGAGGACAGCUCAAUCCGUACAAAUAUGGUGGCCUUAGGAGUGACUAAUGGGAUAAUACCUUGCAGAAUCAAUAUGAUAAGAGAGCAACUCCGAUUUCCAACACCCUCUUAUCGAACUCUAUCGGCGAAAACACUUGCCAGCGGCAAGAAAAUCUUUUCAUUGAUUAAUUGAUAAUAAAAUGACACACUGAGGGAUUACAAA